AUGAGUGUAAUAACUGAUAAUCUUGGUCUAAUUGCAGCAGGAGCUGGUGGCUUGUUUGCUGGUGCUGCAUUAUAUAUAACGUAUGGAGAGUCUGUAGGUAUGUCCCGUUUCGGCAUUGAAACAUAUUGGCAAUAUUUUCCAAUUAUGUAUCGUCAAGCUGCAACAGGACAAGCUAUAUUUGCUAUGGUAUCAGGUUUAUCAGGUCUUGCACAUGCUUAUAAUAGUCCAUUGGCCAACAGAAAUCUGUGGCUUACCUCUAGCUGUAUUUUCGUUGGAAUGCUGCCAUACACUGUCAUGAUUGUCGCACCAGUCAACAAUCAAAUUAUGGGUAAAGACAAACAACGAAUUGUAUCGUCAAUAUCAGAAAAAAAAGCCUUAUUAGAAAAAUGGGCAUAUUUACACUUGGUUCGUACAGUAGGAAGUUGUGUUGGAUUUGGUCUAAUGAUCUAUGGUAUUAGUAAACAUUGA
Messenger RNA from Didymodactylos carnosus, 468 nucleotides. NCBI's taxonomy places the organism in Eukaryota, Metazoa, Rotifera, Eurotatoria, Philodinida, Philodinidae. The record is from the annotation of a GenBank genome assembly.